This is a messenger RNA of Fukomys damarensis (Damara mole-rat), 972 nucleotides long. It is a transcript of the gene Ndufs3, whose product is annotated as NADH:ubiquinone oxidoreductase core subunit S3. Lineage: Eukaryota; Metazoa; Chordata; Mammalia; Rodentia; Bathyergidae. The transcript is spliced from 7 exons. The coding region runs from base 85 to 891 and encodes 268 amino acids. The record is from RefSeq and is a predicted model, not a curated record. Gene Ontology annotation, molecular function: NADH dehydrogenase (ubiquinone) activity.
ACACACUUCCGCUUCCGGUCCUUGCCCUUGGGUCUCCGCGUUCUGUGGCCUCUCCCUGGGUCACCGGUUCUGCAUCCCAGCAAUAUGGCGGCCGCUGUGGCCGGGGUCUGGUGGCGAGGUCUCGCGGGGGCCAGAGUGGUGGCCGGGGGGGCUGGGCGACCCUCGGCGCUGCUGCAAUGGGUGCGGAGGGCGAGCGCUGCGGCCGACUCGCGCCGUGAGUAUGUGCGGGCCACUGUUAGGCCACAGGAUGCGGUGACCCACAAGCAGCUUUCAGCUUUUGGGGAGUAUGUGGCUGAAAUCCUCCCCAAGUAUGUCCAGCAAGUUCAGGUGACCUGCUUCAAUGAGCUGGAGGUCUGUGUCCACCCCGAUGGGGUCAUCCCGGUGCUCACCUUCCUCAGGGAUCACUCCAACGCGCAGUUCAGAUCCUUGGCUGACCUGACAGCAGUGGACAUCCCGACUCGGCAGAGCCGUUUUGAGAUUGUCUACAACCUGUUGUCCCUGCGCUUCAACUCCCGGAUCCGUGUGAAGACCUACACGGACGAGCUGACGCCCCUUGAGUCCUCAGUCUCAGUGUUCAAGGCAGCCAUCUGGUACGAGAGGGAGGUCUGGGACAUGUUCGGAGUCUUCUUUGCUAACCACCCCGACCUAAGGAGGAUCCUGACAGAUUACGGCUUUGAGGGGCAUCCCUUCCGGAAGGACUUCCCCCUGUCUGGCUAUGUUGAGCUGCGCUAUGACGAUGAGGUGAAGCGAGUGGUGGCUGAACCAGUGGAGCUGGCGCAAGAGUUCCGCAAGUUUGACCUGAACAGCCCGUGGGAGUCUUUCCCUGCCUACCGUCAGCCCCCUGAGACUCCCAAGCUCCAAGCCGGAGACCAGAAGCCUGAGGCCAAGUAGCCCUGGAGAGGCAUCGGACCCUGGAGAGCACCCUGCCUACCUGUAAAUAAAUUCCUGCCUGUACUGGCAACUCCUGUGUGC